AUGGGUGCUACUCGUGCGCAAAAGGAGCUGUACUUCGUCAAGCUCAAGGAGCUUGUCGUCAAGUACCCUUCCUUGUUCAUCGUCAACGUCGACAACGUCGGUUCCAACCAGAUGCACCAGAUUCGUGUCUCUCUCCGUGGCAAGGGUGUUGUUGUUAUGGGCAAGAACACGAUGGUUCGCCGCGCUCUCCGUACUAUCCUCGGCGAGUACCCCACUCUCGAGCGUCUCCUUCCCCACGUCAAGGGCAACAUUGGGUUCGUCUUCACCUCUGGUGACCUCAAGGAUAUCCGUGAGAUCAUCACCGCCAACAAGGUCGCUGCGCCCGCUCGUGCAGGCGCUCUUGCCCCCAAGGAUGUUACUAUCCCCGCUGGCAACACUGGCAUGGAGCCCGGCAAGACGUCCUUCUUCCAGGCCCUCGGUAUCCCGACCAAAAUCGCUCGUGGUACCAUCGAAAUCGUCUCCGAUGUCCAGGUUGUCACCGGGGGCACUCGCGUCGGCCCCUCCGAAGCAACCCUGCUCAACAUGCUCAACAUCUCGCCAUUCACGUACGGUAUGACCGUUAUCCAGAUCUUCGACCAGGGCAACAUCUUCUCGCCGGAUGUCCUCGAUGUUUCUGAGAAGGAGCUCCUUGAGCGCUUCACCAAGGGUAUCACCACCAUUGCGGCCCUCUCCCUUGCUCUCCACUACCCCACCAUCGUUUCCGUCAUGCACUCCCUUGUUAACUCGUACAAGAAUCUCAUCGCCGUUGCGCUUGCGACCGAGUACACGUUUGAGGGUGCGGAGAAGGCCAAGGAGUACCUCGCCAACCCCGAGGCAUUCGCGGCCGCUGCCCCUGCGGCCGCUGCGGAUGCGGCUCCCGCUGCUGCCGAGGAGGCUGCUCCCGACAAGCAGGAGGAGGCGGAGGAGUCCGACGAGGACAUGGGCUUCGGUCUCUUCGACUAA
This is a messenger RNA of Epithele typhae, 942 nucleotides long. RefSeq names its product 60S acidic ribosomal protein P0. Gene Ontology annotation, cellular component: cytosolic large ribosomal subunit. Lineage: Eukaryota; Fungi; Basidiomycota; Agaricomycetes; Polyporales; Epitheliaceae. Gene Ontology annotation, molecular function: large ribosomal subunit rRNA binding; structural constituent of ribosome. The record is from RefSeq and is a predicted model, not a curated record. Bases 1 to 942 code for a protein of 313 amino acids. Gene Ontology annotation, biological process: ribosomal large subunit assembly; cytoplasmic translation; ribosome biogenesis. The transcript is spliced from 4 exons.